AUGUUGGAUACUAUAGAAAGUUACAUCAAAAGUCACAAGGAAAAGGAAAACCUUUAUGUUAAGAAAAACGUUUCCAUUAUUGGUUCUCCUCUUGCCGCUGGUCAACCUCUUGGAGGGGUGCAAUUAGCAUGUGAUGACUUGAGAAAAUUAGGUUUGCACAAUGUUAUAGAUGUGUUAGGAUGGAAAUAUGAAGAUAUAGGCAAUAUAGAUAAUGGGGAUAAUGAAAUGAAACAAGAAAAAAAAACUAAUAAUUAUAUUAAUAAUAAUGAUAAUAAUAAUGAUAACAAUAAUGAUAAUAAUAAUGAUAAUAAUAAUAAUUGUUAUAUUCCCAAUGGUGUAAUUAAAGAAAAGAAACAUGAUUUGUCAAAUAAUAAAAUGAAUGGAUAUGUGAACCAUAAUUUUUAUGGUAAUUAUGAAGAGAAUAAUGUAAUAUCAACAAACGAUAAAUAUAAAAAUAAUUGUUAUUAUGAUAAUAUAAGGAAUAUAAAAGAAAUAGGUAUAUUCAGUAAAAAUUUAUUUGAUACUAUGAGCAAUGAAUUAAGGAAGAAAAAUUUUGUAUUAAAUAUAGGGGGUGACCAUGGUGUAGCUUUUAGUAGUAUCCUGAGUUCCUUACAAAUGUAUCAGAAUUUAAGAGUUAUAUGGAUUGAUGCACAUGGUGAUAUAAACAUACCUGAAACAUCUCCUUCAGGUAAUUAUCAUGGUAUGACUUUAGCACACACCUUAGGGUUAUUUAAAAAGAAAGUUCCUUAUUUUGAAUGGUCCGAAAAUUUAACAUAUUUAAAACCAGAAAAUACAGCUAUUAUAGGUAUUAGAGAUAUAGAUGCAUAUGAAAAAAUUAUUUUAAAAAAAUGUAAUAUUAAUUAUUAUACCAUUUUUGAUAUAGAAAAAAAUGGAAUCUAUAAUACAAUAUGUACAGCAUUAGAAAAAAUAGAUCCAAAUUCAAAUUGCCCUAUUCACAUCUCUUUAGAUAUAGAUAGUGUUGAUAAUGUCUUUGCUCCAGGAACUGGUACUGUAGCUAAGGGGGGAUUAAAUUAUAGAGAAAUUAAUUUAUUAAUGAAAAUAUUAGCUGAAACAAAAAGAGUUGUCUCUAUGGAUUUAGUAGAAUAUAAUCCAUCACUUGAUGAAGUUGAUAAAAAAGUUCAUGGAGAUUCAUUGCCUAUAUUGGAUAAUGCAACGAAAACAGGCAAGUUGUGUUUAGAACUUAUCGCCCGAGUGUUAGGAUACGAUAUAGUGUAA
Molecule: messenger RNA, 1236 nt
Organism: Plasmodium falciparum 3D7
Lineage: Eukaryota; Apicomplexa; Aconoidasida; Haemosporida; Plasmodiidae
Product: arginase-1
Source: RefSeq, a predicted model, not a curated record